Molecule: messenger RNA, 2492 nt
Organism: Medioppia subpectinata
Lineage: Eukaryota; Metazoa; Arthropoda; Arachnida; Sarcoptiformes; Oppiidae
Source: the annotation of a GenBank genome assembly
GCCGCGACACCAUUCACCUCACACUCCGCUGUUUGGCCACUGAUGUCGCGAAAGGCAUUGAGAUUAUGGGCCGAUUGGUAUCGGUUCCCGACUUCUCCAACAUCGAGAACGCACGCAAUCGUGUCUUCAGAGAGAUGGCGGCCACGGAUGCAGACAACGAGGCGGUAGUGAUGAACGGUUUGCACGCAAUGGCCUUUCAAAACACUUCACUCGCACUGCCAGUCAUCGGCCGCUCCGAGUCGUUGUCCCAAUUGACUCGAGAGGACUGUCAAAACUAUGUCAACACUCACUUCAAGGGACCCCGAAUUGUGGUCGCAGUGGCCGGUGAUGUCCAUCACGACGACGCCGUGAAGAGUGUGGACAAGAGUUUUAGCAAAAUAACGAGUCUUUACGACAAAUCAGAGAUUCCUAUUCUUCCGCGCACUCGAUAUACCGGUUCAGACAUACGUAUCCGCGACGACGCCAUGCCUUUGGCUCACAUCGUUCUGGCAGUGGAGGGCGCGCCGCGAGACUCAAACGAUGCCAUUGCUCUUAAUCUGGCCGCAGAGGUGAGUCUGCUGUACAUCACGUGUAGGUUUCGUAACAGUUCUCUCCCGCUGUUCGACAACUUGGUUGUGGAGCGCAUGAAACAGGAGGACCUCUUAUGGCACACGACCUACGAAUGGAAGCGCUAUUGCAUGGAAAUCACCGACAAUGAGCUGAAUCGGGGCAAGAAUUUACUGGUGACCAAAAUCAUGCGCAACAACGAGACGCCGACCGCAGUGGCCAACAACACGAGCGCCGAAGUACUCACUUUUGGCCGUCGCGUACCGUUGGGCGAGUGGCGCGACCGAGUGCUCGGUCUGAAGGCCGCCCGUAUGCGCGACACCGCACUCUUCGGUUCGUAUUUUGUUUUAUCGAGUGUUUUAAGUCCCACAAUGAGUGGCCAAAGACGACACGAAUACAAGACUCUGAUCGAAGUACACAAUCUGUUUCCAGUGAGCGGAAAGACCUAUUGUCACAUCUAUGGUGUCCUCAGGUAUCGGGACUUUAAGAAAAACACCAUUCAUUUGAGGGAUGAGAAGGCGUUCACAUCGACCAUACAGUUGAGACCCGGGAACAGCUCUUUCCGUCACUACCCGGCGUUCAGACCGGGAGAUAUCGUGCGAAUACAUCGCGUAUUACUGGCGCCCAAUUGUAUGGAUAUUAUCUGUUGUGAUCCCAAGGAUGUGGUCGUCUUCGAGGCGUUUCAAGACUCGCAAUGCUUUUCGCCGAUCAAUACUAGUGUUCGGCCGACGUUUGAGUCGUUUGAUAGGCAACGCAAGGAAGAGCUCAACCAGUGGUUUGCCGACGAUCUGCUCGCAGACAGUCUUAGCGAAAAGAAGUCGUCCACUAAUUAUCAUCUGUACGCAGACCUCGCGGUUCAAGUGCUUCGCGUGACGACCACUCGAGACAGAACUGAAUUAGUCGUUUGGGACACAACGCCGCCAGCGUUGAGGACAUACCGUUCAGACGUGUCGACCGCCGAUAUGGGUCUCGACAGCGCCGAAGAGGAGUUGAUUCGUAUCGUCAAUGAGAACCAGAUGUCAAUCGUAGUGACAGUGUUUGAACAGCACUCAAACGACGCCCAAUCCAUCAAACCGUUUGACUUUAUAGUACUGUUUAAUGUGAGCGUUAGGGCCGACAGGUUUAGGGACGGCUUCUAUAUGUAUUCACUUAACUCUGGCUAUCAUUUCGGCAAAUGUAUACGUUUUGUGAAACCAAACGCUUAUUUAAGCAAACGACUAUACGAUAAGAUAGAAGAGUAUAAAGUGAUGUCAGCCGUGAAUGUGGGCACGCCUUCCAUCGAAGACGCCGUACUCUCGCAGUCGUUUCCGGCCGACAGUCAGGACGUGUCGACAUUCCCGGCGGCCGUCGAUCAGAGCGCUAUGUUCUCAGAUAUGGCCGACUUUGAGAUGGAUUUGCAUGAAGUGAUCGAUGAGUUGGAGAAUAAGAGAUGUCCGGUCGUGUCAUGCAUUGGACCCAUUGAACAGUUCGAAGACUACGAGGUGGUGAGAGAUGAUAAUCACGAAAGUCAUGGCCAGAAGUUUCACGAACACAUGUAUCGCAUAAACCGUAUGUCGGGAACCGAUUGUACUCUCCUGUUAGGCGUGAUAUGGAUUAGUAGACCAGACUUUAUACGAUAUGUCUUAGCAUUUAGAGGACAACCAAAUGCCCGAAAAGUGGUCGAACAGGGGGUCAAAGACCUCACUCCCAGCGCAUCGGAUUCGGGGAAACACUUGAAAACUGAGGCUUUUGGUGAAGCAUAUGAUGUGAGCCAUGCGUUGGGCCAGAAAGAGGCCUAUAAUAAAAUUGAUGAGAAGUAUAGUCAAGAGCCGGCGGGGGUUAAGGGCAGUGAAAUGUCGACAGUAGUUGGUUGGGGAGGAGAGUCAUCCGAAGCAAUAACUACAACCCCUAAGGAGCCAUCCAUUAGAUCCGCCGAAGAUUUGGGCGCUAACAGCACAACCAAACAA